CAUCACCAACGACAGCCAACUCAAUUCCCCCCGCCCUCACAUCAACACCUUAACGUCGCAAACAUGGAGAACGAUAAGGGAGAACUCGUUGACCUUUUGGUCCCCCGCAAGUGCAGCGCAACCAACCGCAUCAUCAAGGCCAAGGAUCACGCAUCCGUCCAGAUCUCCGUCGGAAAGGUCGACGAGAACGGCAGAUACACCGGCGAGAACCAGGUCUACGCCCUCUGCGGCUUCGUCCGCUCGAUGGGCGAGAGCGACGACUCCCUCAACAGGUUGGCACAGCGUGAUGGUCUCCUGAAGAGCGUCUGGAGCGGACAGCAACAAAGAUAAAUGGAUUACAUCCGAUGUUGGGCUGGCCAUGGUGUGAAGGAAGGAAAUUCUGGUGCGGCUGGGAUGCAUGGUUGGCUGAUGCCAAAUGGCGUUGCUGAGAUAGUCAGACGGGGCAGUAUCAAGAACUGAGAACUUUUCACAUCAUUUUGCGGAUUCAUCUCUGAGCGUGUUGUGUUUGAUACGUGACAGUUGUGGAUUUCAGGAUGAGCGACGACAACAGACUAACCAACAGACUUUGAGAGUAUCGCGAAGAUCCUUCGGAUGUGCUUUGGAGACGAUUACGGCUGUGAUGACAGAACAACAACAAAGAAGACUUGCGCUCCUACGAGACUUCCAAUGCAUCAAUGGCCAAGCACAUCUACCACUGAGUCAGGCCUCAAUUCCCGAGAUGCUCAGUUUGUCGAGGAAUCAUCCCCAGGAAGCCACAGCUCGCCCUGCACCCCGAUCACCGAAAUACGACCUCAUCACUCGCUUUUACACGCAGCCUGACCCCUUCAACGUAUACUCUUAUCACCAGGAUCGCCUCCUCUCCCACCACACACCCCACCAUACUAUAUCUCCCACUUCCCCUCUUCCAACAUACCCCUACCAGACACUAUCUCCCCAUCUUUCCCUUCCCAUCCCCUCUUUUCUCCCCGAUCGCGGCACAAGCAACCCUCCUCGAUUCAA
This is a messenger RNA of Pseudogymnoascus verrucosus, 999 nucleotides long. RefSeq names its product 40S ribosomal protein S21 (gene RPS21). Lineage: Eukaryota; Fungi; Ascomycota; Leotiomycetes; Thelebolales; Thelebolaceae. Gene Ontology annotation, biological process: translation; endonucleolytic cleavage to generate mature 3'-end of SSU-rRNA from (SSU-rRNA, 5.8S rRNA, LSU-rRNA); endonucleolytic cleavage in ITS1 to separate SSU-rRNA from 5.8S rRNA and LSU-rRNA from tricistronic rRNA transcript (SSU-rRNA, 5.8S rRNA, LSU-rRNA). The record is from RefSeq and is a predicted model, not a curated record. The transcript has 3 exons. Bases 64 to 330 code for a protein of 88 amino acids. Gene Ontology annotation, cellular component: ribosome; cytosolic small ribosomal subunit. Gene Ontology annotation, molecular function: structural constituent of ribosome.